AUUGGUGCAUUCAUGGUAGCACCCAUGUAGUGGCAUCCUAGCAUGGUCCUACAUAUUAAUUUAUACUUAAUUUUAAUUUUUCUGUAGUGUUAUUUUCUUUGGAAUGAUUUCCCCAACUAAAAUCACUCAUCCUCCUCAUCUGCAAGAAUAGCAAACAAAGCACAGUUUGCCUGCGUCGCCGUGAAUCAGCGGAAGAUGGCGUCGUCCUCCAUAGCCCUACGGGAGAUGCAGCGUGACCUAGAAAACAAAGCGAACGAUCUCAGCCAACUUCAAAAAGAUAUUGCCAAGAACCACCAAGUCCGCAAGAAAUACACCAUUCAGCUCGGAGAAAACGAGCUUGUCGUCAAAGAAUUGGAUCUGUUGGAUGAAGAUGCGAAUGUGUACAAACUGAUUGGGCCGGUUCUGGUGAAGCAGGACCUGGCGGAGGCUAGGGCCAAUGUCAAGAAGCGAAUUGAUUACAUCUCGGCCGAAUUGAAGCGUUUGGAUGCCACUCUUCAAGAUUUAGAAGAAAAGCAGAACAGCAAGAAAGAAAUGAUCUUUAAAUUACAGCAGAGAAUUCAAUCCUCCCAGGCAGGAAAGGGCAAAGCUUAAAUUUACUGUAUUUGGUUCCAGUGAAGAUGAUAUGCAGCUCUGGUAAUUAUGAUUGAUGUGGCACAUUAAUGUAUGGAACAAAGUACUUUGAAUCAAUCACUCGUUAUCAGUUUUGGGAUAAAUGGGAUGUUUUGCCCAAUCAAGUUUAAGAUUUUUAACUGUUGAAGGAAGAUUUGAGCAGACAUUUAGGGGCUGUUUGUUUCAGCCUCUUAAUGAUUCAGAUGUCUGAAUGGUUCAGCACUUAAUGGUUCAGACUGUUUGUUUCAGCCUCUUAAUGGUUCAGAUGUCUGAAUGGUUAAGAGAUUUGCCUCUGAAUGGUUAAGUAUUAUACAGAGUCUGAAUGGUUAAGACCUUUUAUCUGAAUUGAUCAGACAUUUGCCUCUGAAUAGUUAAGCAAUAUACUAGCUCUUAAUGGUUCAGACCUCUUACUGGUUCAGCACUUAAUGGUUCAGACCUCUUAUUGGUUCAGCACUUACCGAUUCAGAAGUUGCCAAACAGCCCCUUAGUAACCUUACAUGUUUGGUUACUGAGAGUGUAAUUAUGCNAUGGGAUGUUUUGCCCAAUCAAGUUUAAGAUUUUUAACUGUUGAAGGAAGAUUUGAGCAGACAUUUAGGGGCUGUUUGUUUCAGCCUCUUAAUGAUUCAGAUGUCUGAAUGGUUCAGCACUUAAUGGUUCAGACUGUUUGUUUCAGCCUCUUAAUGGUUCAGAUGUCUGAAUGGUUAAGAGAUUUGCCUCUGAAUGGUUAAGUAUUAUACAGAGUCUGAAUGGUUAAGACCUUUUAUCUGAAUUGAUCAGACAUUUGCCUCUGAAUAGUUAAGCAAUAUACUAGCUCUUAAUGG
Molecule: messenger RNA, 1430 nt
Organism: Cuscuta campestris
Lineage: Eukaryota; Viridiplantae; Streptophyta; Magnoliopsida; Solanales; Convolvulaceae
Source: the annotation of a GenBank genome assembly